Messenger RNA from Beauveria bassiana ARSEF 2860, 2715 nucleotides. Its product is annotated as MutS domain V. The coding region runs from base 1 to 2715 and encodes 904 amino acids. Lineage: Eukaryota; Fungi; Ascomycota; Sordariomycetes; Hypocreales; Cordycipitaceae. Gene Ontology annotation, cellular component: nucleus. Gene Ontology annotation, molecular function: ATP-dependent DNA damage sensor activity; ATP binding; mismatched DNA binding. The transcript is spliced from 2 exons. The record is from RefSeq and is a predicted model, not a curated record. Gene Ontology annotation, biological process: mismatch repair.
AUGCAGCUGUCCGACCUGCCUCAGGGCCCUGUACAGUCGGAUCCUGUACCUGCAGAGGAAGACAAGAAUGUGCCGGCAUACCCUACCGUGGUGCUGCAGGCACGGCGUAGCAUGGACAAAUUUGAUAAUUGCGUGCUCUUGACUCGUGUGGGUGGCUUCUACGAGCUGUACUUUGAACAUGCCGAUGAGUAUGCGCCGUUGCUCAAUCUGAAGCUGGCUAGCAAAAAAACGAGUGCCGGUCCAGUCUCCAUGGCUGGUUUCCCCUUUUUCCAGCUGGACCGCUACCUCAAGAUUCUUGUCCAAGACCUAAACAAGUACGUGGCUGUGGCCGAGGAAUUCCCCAACAAUGCGGAAGAAAAGAUCAAAUCAGGAGGUCUCUUGCACGAUAGAAGAGUUGCUCGCAUCAUUACGCCUGGCACUCUCAUCGACGAAAAUUUCAUCGACCCCCACGUCAAUAACUACGUCAUGGCUGUCCAUGUGUCCAACCAAGUUGGUGCUGCACCUGAUGACAGUGUCUCCCUUGGCUUGGCAUGGUUGGAUCUCUCCACCGGACACUUCUUUACACAGCAGACUGAGCUAUCGUCGCUCGGCUCAGUCUUAUCUAGAAUUGCUCCCAGGGAGAUUGUCCUGGACGAGGGCCUCGAGUCGCAAAGGGAGCACGACAUUUUCGCAAUCCUCGCCGAGGACAGACAUCUCAUUACCUAUUCUUCUCCGGGCGACUUAAGUAACAUCACAGACUGGAGUGAUAUGCUCGAAUCCGACAUUCCCCAGGCAACUCGCGAAAAUUUCACCCCAGACGAGGUCAGCGCCGGACACUUGGUCCUCAAUUAUGUCAAAGACAGGCUACGGGGCAUGAGCAUGAAAUUACAGCCUCCCCUGCGCCAUGAGAACAUGCAAAUCAUGACGAUCGAUAAAAACAGCUUGCGCGCUCUGGAAAUCAAGCAAACAACCCGCGACGGCUUCUUUCGCGGCAGCCUCCUGCACGCCAUUCGUCGGACUGUCACCAAGAGUGGCUCACGAUUGCUCAACGAAUGGCUCAGCGCGCCGUCCACUUCUACAGACGUAAUCACUUCCCGACAAGACUUGGUUGCCCGCUUUGUUGCAUCGCCUGAUCUUUGCGACCUCAUCGUGACACUACUCCGACGUAGUCACGAUUCGCAGCGGCUAGUGCAAAAGUUUGCGCUCGGGAGGGGGGACGCGGACGAUCUCAUGGGUUUGGCAAACACUAUUCAAGCCACUGCAGAUAUUGUUCGUCUUCUCCAGAAAGAAGUCGCGGAGCCAUCUUCGCAGUGUCUGGCGACUCUCACAAAGCGCAUGGAUCUUCAGGAGCCUCUGAUACUGGCCCAUCGCAUCACAGAGGCCAUCGACGAGGACGGCAUUGUGCUGCAACACGAGGCCGCAGAAUCAGAAGCGAGUCAACUCAUGGCCCUCGCAGAAGGCAUCGUGGCCGCAGAGGGGUCCGCCGAAGACGCCUCGUCAUUGCCAAAAGGUAAGAAGAAGCGACCAACGACCAUCAAGGAAUACUACGCCGAAGACAACGAUGCAUGGAUAAUGAAGCCGGAAGCAAGCCCGACCUUGAGCAGACUACAUGGGCAGCUGGCUUCGCUUUUGGAAGAACGCGAAUGUCUCGGCGAUACUCUUCGUGAGCGUCUUGGCGCACCAAGCCUCACUCUGAAAUGGACACCUGGUCUGGGCCACAUUGCCCACAUCAAGGGUAAAGAUGCAAAAAACCUCACCGACAUUCACGCCUUAUCUUCUAGUCGCUCGACGCGCUCCUUUCACCUGGCUGAAUGGACGGCCCUCGGCCAACGUCUCGACCAGACGCGCUUUCAGAUCCGGCGCGAGGAGCAGCGCGUCUUCCAGUCGCUCAGAGAGCACGUCGUCAUCAACCUCGUCAAGCUGCGCCGCAACGCAGCCGUCCUUGACGAGCUUGACAUUACCACGUCCUUUGCCCGGCUGGCCGUCGAGCAGAAUCUGCUGCGUCCCAUCCUCAACAAUUCCACAGCACACACCAUUAUUGGCGGCAGGCAUCCCACCGUCGAGGGCGGACUGGUGGAGCAGGGCCGGAGCUUCGUUGAGAACGACUGUUUGGUCGGCAAUCCCUCCGCCGGCUCUCUCUGGCUCAUCACCGGACCAAACAUGGCUGGUAAAAGCACGUUUUUGCGCCAGAAUGCGCUCAUCACCAUCCUGGCGCAGAUUGGAUGCUAUGUGCCGGCAUCGUACGCCGAGCUCGGCAUCGUCGACGCCAUCUUCAGCCGCGUCGGCUCUGCAGACAACUUGUACCGCGACCAGAGCACAUUCAUGGUCGAGAUGCUCGAGACGGCGCACAUCUUGAAACAUGCGACGCCCAGGUCCUUUGUCAUCAUGGACGAGAUCGGCAGGGGCACCACACCAGAGGACGGCACGGCUGUGUCGUACGCUUGCCUGCACCAUCUCAUCGCAGUCAAUCAGUGUCGCACGCUCUUUGCAACACACUUUCACUCCGUCGCGGAUCUCGCAGCAGCUGACGGACUCUGCGACCCUAACCACGGCGCGGUGCAGCUGUAUUGUACAGACAUCGAGGAGGACGCAGACGGCGGCUUUGUCUACGUUCACAAGUUGCAAAGGGGAAUCAACCACAAGAGUCAUGCGCUCAAAGUCGCCAGACGAGCUGGGAUGCCGGAGACGGCGCUACGAACAGCAGAACAAGUUUUAAAGAACAUGGAUGCACAUUGA